Molecule: messenger RNA, 3237 nt
Organism: Schizosaccharomyces osmophilus
Lineage: Eukaryota; Fungi; Ascomycota; Schizosaccharomycetes; Schizosaccharomycetales; Schizosaccharomycetaceae
Gene: tea3
Product: cell end marker Tea3
Exons: 1
Coding region: 1-3237 (1078 amino acids)
Molecular function (GO): protein binding
Source: RefSeq, a predicted model, not a curated record
AUGAGCUUGGAUUCUGAUAUAGACGCGAAAUCGUCCACUCCUUCUCUAUACAGCCAGUCAUGGAGUGUUCCUAAGGUCUUCGAGGAGGAAGCUGGAAACGAUAGAAGUACCAGUUUUACAAAUGGUGAUUGUGAUUUUUCUUGUGCGCCAGACUUAAUAAACGAAAGAUAUUUGUACUUUUACUGCAGUCAUGGAAAAAUACCUUCAAAAACAUUUGUAUCAUUGGAUCUUGAAACUUACAAAGCAAGAUUUAUAGAGCUUGAUGUAGAUCUUGAAUGGUCAAAAUACAGUCCAUCACUCGUCUGUUAUAAAAACAAUCUUGUUUUAUUUGGUAAACGAAAAACAGACGAUGAGGAGAGGAAUCAUCAAAAUGAUUUUCUGCUAAAUAUUGUCGGGGGAAAUUUUCAAAACUGUGACAUUAUGAAAAUUGACGACUUUUCGUUUUCUUCACGACACGGUUACUCUUUGGAUACACUAGAUACUAAUAUUUUUUUAUUCGGUGGAAUUGUAAACGAAGAGUAUUCAAAUGACAUACUUGUUAUGAAUCUUCAAGGGCUCCCUAUUUCUCCAAAAAGUUACUUCACGGAUAAAGAAAAUGCCCUUAGGUGGUCCGAAUUACCUCUUCAAUCAUCUUCACCGCCUGGCCGCUGCAACCACGCUACAACGAUGAUAGGAAAUAAACUAAUCGUCCACGGAGGAAAAAACAAGACAGGGCUUUUAGGAGAUCUAUGGCUUUUGGAUUUAGAUACCAUGAGUUGGACUGAAAUCCGACCUGUAGGCGGGUUUCCAUGCCCAAGAGAAGGCCAUAAAUUCGUUCCUUUAGGAAACAAAUUCUAUAUGUAUGGUGGGUUUGAUGAAAAUCAAGUCAUACGUAAUGAAUUAUGGUGUUUUAAUUUAGAUAAGCAAUGCUGGUUGCGAACUAAGGGCCCUUCCAUUGCUGAAGGUAAUGCGAGAUUUCUUACCAUGAAUAGUUGUAAUGACCGUCUCUUCCUAACAUUCUUCCGCAAGAUGCUUAAUUCAUAUCACUUUCAUUGUUAUGAGUGCGAUCCAACUCGCCUUUCUUGGAAUAAUAUGGAUGCUUAUGGGUUACCUGUCUUUAAUCAUGUUAGAAUGAACUCCUCCAAUACAUUUAAUUAUACGAUUCCACUUGGAAAAAUCAACACGAGUCAUACAAAGAAUCGCUCAAAUGCAUCGUUCAACUUCUACGAUUACAUGGAACCAUCCCAUAAAACGGUAAAGUCACUGGGACAUAGACACUACGGGAGCUUGGAUGAACAGGGACUGGAAUAUUUGAAAGGAAAGAAAAGGAACUCUUUACAUCAUCGUCGAAAUUCCGAUAAUCUUUCCCUUCGUGAAUUUGGCCAAAGUAGUCCAUUUGCAUAUGAUGUUGAUAAAACAAUUACUUCUCUUCCUAUUGCGUAUGAUGAAGAAGAAGAUAAUAUGGAUAAUCAAUCGUUCUUAAGUGUACCAGACUAUGUUUCUAAUCGUUCUACAGAUUUGCAAACCUUUAACUUCAGUAGUACGGACGAUCGAAUCGCAUGGUUAGAAGAACAGCUACUUUUUUGUAUGACCCAGGGUUACGCGCUCAAACCCCCUGGACAUUUAAGAGAAAAGUAUUCAAAAGGGAUUCAUAUCCAUUCUCAACCGUUGAAAAUGCUUGAAUCUUUACAUGUUAUGGAAGAGGAAUUAAGCAAGACAGAAUUCGAGUUUAACCGAAAUGCUUGCAAUAUGAUUAGUGAAAAUGCUCAGUUGUUGGCGGAAAAGGAUGCUGCGCAAAGCUCUGUUGAGUUUCAUAUAAAACUUCUCCAAGAAAGUAAUAUAAAUAGCCUCACUCGAAUGCUGAGCGAACGAGUGCAUACGCUAGAGAUUGAUGUGCAGCAUUCUUUAGCUGAGGCGACAUUUUACUACCAAGGAUACAAUGAACUAAAACAGAAAGUCGAGGAAUUGCAGUGUAUGAAUAGUAUUAUGAGGAAUCAUCAAGCAGAGCUUAAUGAAAAUUACGAAAAACUUCAUUCUGUUUUUGAAGAAGAUGAUAUUAGAGUUGGAUUGCUACAGACAGAAAACAAUCUACUCAAACUAGAUGUCAGCAGGCUCUCCCAGGACUCGUUAGAUUGUCAAUCAAAAUGUCAAACUUUGGAGUACGAUAAUUACGAAUUGGAAACAAAGUUGAUCGAGUUAUGCGACCGAAUGGAAAUGCAAACAAACGUAGUUGAAGCGUCUGCAAGUGCUCUAGACGUUUCGAAUACCGCUAUUCUAUCUUUUGAAGAUUCCCUUCGUAGAGAAAAGGAAGAGAACAAGCUUUUACAAGAAAACUGCUUAAGCUUGACUUAUAAAAAUUCUCGCUUGAAUGCAGAAGUAGAACGACUUCAGCUUGAAAAUAAGGAGAAUCAAAAAGUGACAGAUCAGGUUCGUUCAGAUGGAACAUAUUUGAAAUCAAUUAUACAAAAUGGAUUGUCAAAGUUGCUUUCCUCGGAUGGCGAAACAAAGAAAAUACUUCAGGAUUCCCCGAGAGCUAGCCAAAAAAUUACACAUCUUGAAUCGCGACUAGUUGAUAUACAGCAGUCGUUUGGAAAGCAGCAGAGUAACUUUGAAAAUACAAUACAAGAACUGGUUUUUUCGCAAAGAAAAUGUACUGAAAUGAAACAUGCCUAUUCAUCAGCGGUCGCCGAAAAAGGUCACCUGCUCAGUCAGAUGGGUGACUUCACAGACGCAAGUAAAGCCAAGGAAUCGGAAUCUCAGAGAGCAUUAUCUGGAUCAAAGCUAAGUCAAAUUAAUAAUCACCCAGCGUCUUCGAAAGUUAAUUCUUUUGAUCGACUUCUGCACCAGCGCCAUUCCAGUUCAAAUGAAAAUCCUGAAGAGAAAAUCAAUGCACUUUCAGUCAAUGAUGAGGCUAAUGUGGACGAUUCUAUGUUUAAAAAAUAUCAGAGAAGCUAUAAUAAUUUAAUUUCUGCAGAACCGUUGACCAUGUCUCGUCAGCAAAAGACGCUUCAUCGUUUGAAUUUGGGAUUAGAAGACCAAAAGAAGCAGCUUAUCGAUACUCCAAAUGCCUUUUCAAAUGGUUUCAACCAGACCGUCGUCAAUGGCAACCAAGGGAGAAACGUUAACCAACUGCAAUCCACGACUGGUGAUUAUUAUGCUAAUAGGAUUAAACAACUAGAGGACGAUUAUCAGCAGGCAUUAACAUUUGCAAAUUGCUCUGAUGAAUCGUUCCAACAGUUGAAUUAUAAUUUCAUAUAG